Carassius gibelio (silver crucian carp) is the source of this 1210-nucleotide messenger RNA. RefSeq names its product deleted in malignant brain tumors 1 protein-like. The record is from RefSeq and is a predicted model, not a curated record. The coding region runs from base 188 to 1195 and encodes 335 amino acids. Gene Ontology annotation, cellular component: membrane. The transcript has 4 exons. Lineage: Eukaryota; Metazoa; Chordata; Actinopteri; Cypriniformes; Cyprinidae.
UUGUGUUUGAUGAUUUCCUCUGUUGUGUCUAAUAAGGGAACAGUGAGUGUCAUUGGCAGCUGUGAGUCUCUCUCUCUCUUUAGGGGGCUGACAGGAGCCAGUUUCUUCAGUGUGUUUGAGGAGCAGACGAGAAACUUGUGCUGUGCUCUGAGUUGAUGAAGUAGUGUGUGUCGAGCUGAAGGAGAAGAUGGAGAACUGUCUGAUGCUGAUGUUUCUGUGUUAUAUGGUAAAACUCAUCACCUCUGACAGUGUGAGUGUGAGGUUGGUGAAUGGUAAUAAUCCCUGUGCUGGUCGAGUGGAGGUUUAUAAUGAUGGUCAGUGGGGAACAGUGUGUCAUGAUGCCUGGGAUAUGACUGAUGCUGCAGUGGUGUGUAGAGAGCUGGACUGUGGGACGGCUGUAAAAGCAACAAAUGAAGCUCACUUUGGACGAGGAUCAGGACCAAUUUCAAUGGCUCUUGUAGGAUGUAGUGGAUCAGAGACUGCACUGAAAGACUGUACAUCAUAUGGCACACAGGGCUGUAAUCAUGAUGAAGAUGCUGGUGUUGUUUGUUCAGGACAAGGACUUCGAUUUAUGGACGGGCUUCACCUGUGCUCUGGGAGAGUGGAGAUGUUUCGUACAGAAGGAUGGGGUUCAGUGUGUGACGCUGUCUUUGACCAGCAGGAUGCAGAGGUUGUGUGUAAACAGCUGGACUGUGGGGCUCCUGUACAGGUGCUGGGAGCAGCUGCUUUUGGUAAAGGAAAAGGCCGUGUUUGGUCAGAGGAGAUUCAGUGCAGAGGAAAUGAAUCUCAGAUAGAUGUCUGUUCACAUUCAUCUUCACAGAAACACAGCUGUUCUCAUGACAAUGAUGUAGGAGUGAUCUGUUCUGGUUGCACAGAUCUCAGGCUGGUGAAUGGUUCAGACACUUGUUCUGGAAGAGUGGAGCUUCAGUAUCUAGAUAAAUGGGGCACAGUGUGUGAUGCAUGCUGGGAUAUGAGAGCUGCCAGUGUCCUCUGUAGACAGCUGAAUUGUGGGAUUGCUGUGUCUGUUGUGGGAUCAGACUGGUUUGGAGAGGGAAGUGGUGAAAUCUGGGCUGAUGUGUUUGAUUGUGACGGGAAUGAAACAAAACUCUCAGAAUGUUCCAUCUCUUCAUGGAGUCGAGCUGAAUGUUCUCACAGACGAGAUGUUGGAGUCAUCUGUAAAUUCACACAACACUGAACUCAUGGGUUUCAG